Paramormyrops kingsleyae is the source of this 4075-nucleotide messenger RNA. Lineage: Eukaryota; Metazoa; Chordata; Actinopteri; Osteoglossiformes; Mormyridae. The record is from RefSeq and is a predicted model, not a curated record.
GAGCGAGAGACGGCAGAGAGCGAAGGCGACUGAGCGCAGGAGAGAGAGAUCCCGGUCACUUUACGGAGUUGUGCGCUUCGCUGUGCUGGGUCUCGGGCAUCUAAAACUCACUAUAAAAUUAAUUUCGUCUCCUGCGCAGUUGGAGACUGCUAUGGAUGUUGCGCCUGGAUUUGCAUUGGUUAUUUUUAUACGUUUACUUCUCCACUCGAAUGGCCUUUACAUCUCCAGUAGUAUAGACUCCCUGAGGCAUGCGGUGAGGCAGUACCAGCUGGUGACGCCGGUGAGCACGGAUGCCCAGGGCAGGUUCCUGUCGCACGCCGUAUCAACCGAGCGGCCGCGGCAGCCGUGCCGGAGCCGCUGCAGCCGAGAGGCGUCGCGGCCGGAGCAUGUUGGCAGCAGCAGAGAGCUGGUCUUCUACAACAUCACCGCCUUCGGCCGGGAACUGCACCUGCGUCUGCGGCGAAACUCGCGCCUAGUGGCCCCUGGAGCCAAGGUGGAGUGGCGCGAGAACAGCACCACGCGGGUGCAGCCUUUGCUGGCAAACUGCCUCUACGUGGGUGACGUCUCCGACAUGCAAGGUGCAUCUGUCGCCAUCAGCAAUUGCGAUGGUCUGGCCGGAAUGAUCCGGACAGAGAACGAGGAGUUCUACAUCGAGCCCCUGGAGCAGGGUGACCGCGUGACGCUGGAGGAGUGGAGAGGCGGUGGGCGCCCUCACGUCGUGUAUCGCUCCUCGGACAUCAAGAGGCCGGCCGCAAAUCACACGGCCGACUUCCAUCUGCAAGGUUCCUAUAUGGGUGGUUUGACAGACUGGAGGACAUUAUAUACGAGAGUGGAGGAGGGGGUGCAUGAGGCGAGGCGACACAGACGGCAGGCAACGGAGAGCGUCUACAACAUUGAGGUCCUGCUCGGGGUGGACUACUCCGUAUCCCAAUUCCAUGGCAAGGAGCACGUGCAGAAGUAUCUACUGACCUUGAUGAAUAUCGUGAACGACAUCUACCAUGACAAUUCCUUGGGCGCUCGGAUCAAUGUGGUUCUGGUGCGGAUGAUCGUUCUGUCCUAUGAGAAGUCCAUGAGCUUGAUCGAGCUCGGGAACCCGUCCCAGAGCCUGGAAAACGUCUGCCGCUGGGCAUUCCUGCAGCAGAAGCAGGACACGGGCGACGCGGAGCACCACGACCACGCCAUCUUCCUCACUCGCCAGGAGUUCGGCCCCAGUGGCAUGCAGGGUUACGCACCGGUGACGGGCAUGUGUCACCCGGUACGGAGCUGCACCCUCAACCACGAGGACGGCUUCUCCUCCGCCUUUGUGGUGGCACACGAGACCGGGCACGUGCUGGGCAUGGAGCACGACGGACAGGGCAACAUCUGCGGGGACGAGGUGCCCAUGGGGAGCAUCAUGGCGCCGCUGGUGCAGGCCGCCUUCCACCGCUUCCACUGGUCACGCUGCAGCCAGCAGGAGCUCAGCCGCUACCUCCACUCCUACGAUUGUCUUGGGGACGACCCUUUCAACCAUGACUGGCCCUCUCUACCGCGGCUGCCGGGGCUCCAUUACUCCAUGAAUGAGCAGUGCCGCUUCGAGUUUGGCAUCGGCUACAUGAUGUGCACCGCGGUGAGUGCCCUAGGUUCUCCGGGCAACCCCUCGGUUCUCCAAGAGACGCCUCCGCUUUCGGGUUCAAAUCUCGCCCCACCACAGCAUUGCUACAAAGGCCACUGCAUGUGGCUGACUCCGGAGAUCCUGAAGCAGGAUGGACACUGGGGGGCGUGGAGCCAGUUUGGAUCGUGCUCUCGGAGCUGCGGGGGCGGUGUGCAGUUUCGGACCCGGCAGUGCGACAACCCCGCCCCGACAAACGGCGGCCGCACUUGCUUCGGCAGGAACUAUGAGCUGCGCCUCUGCAGCACGGAGGAGUGCGGCAAGCCUCUGGCGGACUUCCGGGAGGAACAGUGCCGGUUGUGGGACCCCUUCUUCGAAUACCAAAACAGGAAGCACCACUGGCUUCCGUACGAGCACCCCGACCCCGACGAGCGAUGCCAGCUGUACUGCCAGUCACAGGAGAGCGGCGAUGCCGUCUACAUGAAGAGGAUGGUGCACGACGGCACACGUUGCUCUUACCGGGACCCCUACAGCAUCUGCGUGCGGGGGGACUGUGUGAAAGUUGGCUGUGACCUUGUCAUCGGGUCGAGUCUGCUGGAAGACAAAUGCGGCGUCUGCGGCGGCGACAACUCCAGCUGCAAGAUCGUCAAGGGCACCUUCACGCGCAGCGUCAAGAAACUAGGUUUCCUUGAGAUUUUGGAAAUCCCAGCUGGAGCACGGCACAUCCUCAUCCAGGAAUUUAAGGGAACGCCGCACAUCGUUGCGUUGAAGAACCUGGCCACUGGACGCCUCUUCCUGAAUGACCAUGACGAGUUCCCGGAGUCCCGGACGGUUAUCGAGAAGGGUGUGGAAUGGGAGUACCAGAAUGACGAUGACAAAGAGACAGUCCAAGCCAGCGGACCACUGAAUUAUGGGAUACUUAUUAUGGUGCGAACUUUUGGGGACUCCAAGGUCACUCUGUCGUACAAGUAUUAUGUCCAAGAGGAGCAAGAGGCUUCCGUGGAGAAUGAUGUGAUAUCAGAGGACUCGCUGUAUUUCGAGUGGGCGCUGAAGAAGUGGUCUCACUGCUCCAAGCCCUGUGGGGGAGGUAAGCAGUACACGCGGUACGGGUGCAGGAGAAAGUCCGACAGUAAGCUGGUGGACCGUGCCUACUGCGAGGACAUCAAGAAGCCACGAGCCAUCAGCAGAGGUUGCAACCAGAUCGAGUGCUUCCCGCCUGUCUGGCUGACCGGUGACUGGGAGCCGUGCAGCUCUUCCUGUGGCAAAACCGGCUUCCAGCUGCGCUCUGUCCGCUGCGUGCAGCCGCUGGCAGACGGCACCAGCCACUCCAUCCACAGCAAGUACUGCGAGCAGGAGCGACCCGAAGCCCGGCGGGCCUGUAACCGCUACCUCUGCCCGGCCCAGUGGACUGUCGGGUCCUGGUCGAAGUGUUCGGAAACCUGCGGCAGAGGCACCCAGCAGCGCGACGUCCGCUGCGGCACUGACGAGAACACCAUCGGCUUCUGCCUGGGGGUCAAGCCGGCAAGCAUGCGACCCUGCCAGCUGCUGCCAUGUCCAGGUAACUCGGCUGAGCACAAUAAUAAAGGCAACCUCCAAUGGCAGUCUCGACCCGAGCUCAAAGUCCCCAAGCAGAAGAUCUCGAAUCGGCGCUGUCGGGGGGACAAGUCGCCGUUCUGUCGCAUGGAGGUGCUGAGCAGGUACUGCACCAUUCCGGGCUACAAGCAAAUGUGCUGCAGGUCCUGCGACGGCUCCACGGACCCCGACCCUACGGAUGUCACCCCGAUGGACGUCACCCCGAUGGACGUCACCCCGAUGGACGUCACCCCGACGGACGUCACGGAUGCGGGCUUAACGUCCACAGACCCCAGCCCUUCUAUGAACACGUUUAUGAAGUACAGUAGCAGUUCAACCUGGCUGGACCUGUUCUCCUUCUCCGAUCCUACAGACGAGCACCCCACAACAGUCAGUCCCACGACCGUGUUGUACAGUACUACAUUUCCCAGCAUGCCCUUUGAGUACACUGACACCAUGGUGACCCUUGGGGAUAUUGGUGAUGGUCAGGUUACGACCUCAUCUGCCCCCUUUUCAUCCACCGCCCCCCCCAAAGAGAAGGCUACAGGCGACUUGAGUGAAACAAACUUCAUCGACGUGCCUUAUUGGAAACCAGGUUUGGACCAUAACGUCUCCCCGAACUACCUCAAUCGCAGAAGGACACGCAAUAAAUAUAUUCUGGAACUCUUAGCAGAAAGACGGAGGCAAAAUCCUCCGGCUAAAAGGAAAAUGCGUGUGUGACAGAGAAAUCGCUUUUCACUCACCGGUGCUUUGUAUCGUCCAAUAUCUUCAUUGAUUGUCUGUCAGAUACUGAAAAAUAAUUGCAAAGAGAUAAAACAUGAAAGAUUCAGCUUUAUAUUUACAGAACAAAGGAGUUGUACAGGUAUCUGCCUUGUGUUUGUAUAAAUGAAUUAUAAAUAAAAUCUAUCAAGGAAA